AUGGCACAGGAACAGUUUACUCCUGAAGAGGUUAAGGAAUAUUUAGCUCGUAUUCAUUAUAAUAUAUAUAUAUAUAUAUAUAUAUUUUUUUUUUUUUCCCAGCAUACUGAACUGAGGACGUUCGGAAAUCGAACGCAAUCCAUAGAGUUGGGUGAUCAAAUGAAUCGAACUCUAUCGAGCACAAUCUAAUGGUUCCGUGGAUAAAUUCGCUUGAGCAACACCAGUUUAGCAUCUAAGAGCUCCAACGCUCUGAUAAACCGAGACGAAAAAGGAGAGCCCAUCAUUUAUCUCGUCCUUUUAUUUACUGAUUAUUCAAUUAAAUUCACCGCUUCGGCUCUACGUGUUGUUGAGUUGUAAUCUUUAAAAUAGCUGGGACUUAAACAAAUUGGAAGCCAAGAGAAGGGGAGGGCUUCUGAAAACAUAGGCAUGCUAGGCAUGCAAAUGUUUUUUUUAAUAGUGGGCGGUUUGAGAUAGGAAACUUUGAGUUUAAUUAAAUUUUGUGACAGAAAAAGAGUAUUUACUUUCAAAGUCUCCAACAAAAGUACCAUUCGAUGGAAAGUAAAAAAGACCCUUCGAAUUUAUAUGAAAUAAACUAAGACACUGGUAUUUUGUGAUCUGUUUUCACUGUUGUCUGAACAAUUUUAAGCGGAGAUAAACUGCUUUGGUGCCACGGUUACUGUAGUCUUGUCACGCAACACACUCUCUCGAGAACGCGCUUCGGUAAAGCGUUUCUAAUUUUAUCGCAGAGUGUAAACCGAACUCCAUUUUAUCCUCAAGACAUCCUAACCAAAGAUAUUUCGCGGUCUCCGUUUUUCGAAGAAGUUAAAAUUCAUUAAAAGAUGACAAAAGAAUCAUAUUCCAAAGGCUCUCAGGAGGACAUUAAAACGGGGGGGGCUGUCCUGGUGUACCGGUACACGAGGGAAUUCCUUUUGUUUUCAUAACCAUACAUGGAGUUAUGACGCAGUUCGUUAAUGUUUCCUUCCUUUGUGUACCGGUACACGAGGACACAACCAAACGGGGGCACUAAAGCUAAAACUCAGCAAUGAAAAAAAAAAAAAUAAUAAUGAUGCUUCUGCACAAGUUAAAGAACAAAAUAUUCUUCCACUUCCGUGUAAGUUAAUAAGUGCCUGCUGCCAGUUCGGAGCGACUGGCUGUCCCGUUCGAGUGAGAGCGUGAAAUUGACAAGCGCAAGACGUCACGCACUUCGAUCACACAACACUUGGCUCAUGUAACAAUGGCGGAUGAGUUUCAUGCUUUGACCGCAAACGAAGUAGAGGAAUAUUUAGCUCGUAUUCACUUUACAGGCCCAAUAGAACCAACUCUUGACAUUCUUAAGGACCUGCAAAAAUGUCAUAUUUUAUCAGUUCCCUUUGAGAACUUAAGUGUGUUCGGAAAGGAGGAAAUAGUUCUCUCCAAAGAUUGGUUGUUCGACAAAGUCGUUCAAAGACAUCGCGGCGGGUAUUGCUAUGAACUUAACUCGAGUUUUUCGUUACUUCUUGAUCAUUUUGGGUACAGCUACGGAAGAAAAUCUGCUGCGGUCUACAGCCGCAAAUCGGGGCUUAUAGGAUCAUCGAUUGAUCACUUGAUAAACGUCAUAAACAUUGGAGAUGAAAUGUGGUUGAGUGAUGUCGGUUUUGGAGAUUCGUUUCUAACUCCUCUCCUCAUCGACUGCUCUGCAGAUGAACAGGAACAACAAAGUGGGACGUACCGUAUUAGGAAAGAUGGCGAUCAAUAUUUCUACGAAGAGAAAGUGAAAACCAUCGUUGACGAGUUUGGUAACGAAGAAAAAGCAAAGGAGAAAUUUAUCACCGAAGCUGAAUGGGCUAUCAGGUACAGGUUUGACCUGACUCCUAGGAAAAUAGAAGACUUCCAUGAAAGGCUUAUUUAUCAUCAAACAGACCCUAAGUCUCCGUUUACCCACGAUCGCAUAUGCACCUUGGCAAAACCUUGGGGAAGGUUAACCCUUUCAGGGAACAAACUGAUAACUUCAACCUAUCUGGGAGACAACAAAGUCAAGAAAGAGACCGAGGAACUCAGUGGAGAGGAAGAGAUUGUAAACGAACUAGCACAGAAGUUUGGAAUAAGAAAAGAAUCUUGUUUAUACCCUGAAGGAUCCAUGUAUCACGGAUUAGAACUGAAAUGA
Molecule: messenger RNA, 2143 nt
Organism: Pocillopora meandrina
Lineage: Eukaryota; Metazoa; Cnidaria; Anthozoa; Scleractinia; Pocilloporidae
Source: the annotation of a GenBank genome assembly